Messenger RNA from Dovyalis caffra, 246 nucleotides. The record is from the annotation of a GenBank genome assembly. NCBI's taxonomy places the organism in Eukaryota, Viridiplantae, Streptophyta, Magnoliopsida, Malpighiales, Salicaceae.
AUGAUAGGUGUUGGUUUUGAAAGGAUGGGCAAGUUGUAUUUAAGGAGGAUUGAAGAUGAUAAGCUUUGGGUAGAAGUGAAGAGUGAUGAAGAUGAAGGUUGUUGCCCUUAUAAUUGGAAAGGAGAUGUAGGGAUGGGCUUGAAGAAGUUGAGAAAGGAGGGGGUGGACUUAGGAGUGUACGGGUUAGCUUGGGAGUGCUACGACCUAUAUACGGAAAGUGAGAAGCAAAAUUUAGGUGCUGAAUAG